Molecule: messenger RNA, 6403 nt
Organism: Penaeus indicus
Lineage: Eukaryota; Metazoa; Arthropoda; Malacostraca; Decapoda; Penaeidae
Product: E3 ubiquitin-protein ligase ZNRF1-like
Exons: 5
Coding region: 581-1360 (259 amino acids)
Biological process (GO): protein K48-linked ubiquitination; proteasome-mediated ubiquitin-dependent protein catabolic process
Cellular component (GO): cytoplasm; membrane; intracellular membrane-bounded organelle
Molecular function (GO): ubiquitin protein ligase activity
Source: RefSeq, a predicted model, not a curated record
GCCUGACAGGGUGCGGUACACAAUCCCGCGGAAGUCACGUUGUGCAGCUGCUGUCUCCUGCCGCUGAGCCUUUGGGAUUCCGUCGGGCGCCGUGCUAGCGAAUCCGUCGGCGGACACUUCGUGGUCGUGGUUCGAGCCCCGUGUGGUUGUGGCGAGGCAAAGUGACGAGAUAUUAGUGCAUUACAAACUCUCCGAGCGUUUGAAGUGACAAUGAGCCGAGGCGAGCGCGCGAGCGGCGCCGUCGCGUGAGCCUGGCCGCCCGAGAGCGAGGCCCGAGCCGGCAGCGCGGGAGCCUCGGCGGCCCCGGGAUGUGGGACGCCCUCCGGCCCGCCCCCGGCCCCCUGCGCGCGUGAGGGCUCGGCCUCGGGUGACGGCGAGCGACGGCGGCCGGAGAUCGCCGCCCUGUUCAGGCACAACGACCCAGGCGCCUCCCCCCAUCUGGUGGGCCAGGAGCGCCCACACCCCCCCGCUCUCCGAGCCCCGCGCCAGCCCCUCGCCACGCGCGCCGCCCCACCAUGCGUCCAGCCGGACGAGUGGCUGGGGUCCCGCGUCAGGAAGAAAGGUGGCGGGUGCCACGGUGAUGGCGUCAUGUUGGCGGGGGAUGGGCGUCCUGCUGGGGACCUGCGUGCCUUCCCGCCCCACAGACUCGCACCCCGCCCACACCCCCACCCCCCGAGUGGCCCACCCUUCGCCCACACCUCCGUCCAGCGCCUUUGCGACGGUCCGCGCCCCCCACAGCGCUUCGCCGGGACGUAGCCGCAACCACCACCGCCACCACCAGCCGCAGCAGCCGCCGCCGCCGCAGCAGCAGCACCACCACCCGCACCACCAGCCGCCGCCGCAGCCGCAGCCCAGCGAGGGCCCCGGCGCGCGCUACCUGCUGGUGCGGCCCGCCACGGCCACGCCGCCCUCGCCGCGCCGCCGCCACCAUUCCCGGACGCCCGUGGGCGGCGUGAGCGGCCACGCCGGAGGAGGACGGGCCGAAGGGCGGGCAGGGCGGGCGGCAGACGUGGAGGGUACACCGCCCCUACUGUUGCUCUCACAGGCCCUCCACCUGCCCCCUCCCCCACCACACCUCGCCUCCCUCAUCUACACCUACGGUUUUAAGUGCCCCAUUUGCUCCAAACUUGUGUUGCCUGAUGACCUGGAGUGCCAUCUUGUUAUCUGCCUCACCAAGCCACGCAUCAGUUAUAACGAGGAUGUGUUAACAGAGGAUAAAGGAGAAUGUGUCAUAUGCCUGGAAGAUCUCUGCCAGGGAGAUACAAUUGCUCGGCUGCCCUGCCUCUGCAUUUAUCACAAAACUUGUAUCGAUGAGUGGUUCCAGGUGAAUCGAUCGUGUCCUGAGCACCCGUACGAUUGAGGCUAAGCACAGUUUUAAUUAUGAUGAAAAAAUGCCUAUGUGCCAUUACUAUUCAUUGUGCCAGUUGGGGGAGCUUCACACAGGUGGAUGCUGCCCCACAAUCAUGGGAAGGGAGGAACUUAACUCCUGUCUAUACUAACCUGUUACUUCUGAUAGACUUACAAAGAAAAGAGAAUUAAGAUGACUGACUCUUACUCACUCAUUUUGAUGGUGAUGAAAGUAACAAGGAUCUUAAAGACAUAUUGUAAUAUGAGGAAUAAUUUCUUGUAUUUACAUAUUCCAUGUUUUUGAUGUGGGAUGCAGUUACAGUAUGCCGAAUAUCAACUUCCUUUUCGAAGAUGAGGAUGCUGCAUUCGAGAGAGAGAGAGUGCAGUAUUUAAAGACUUUAUCUCCAGAUUUUGGAUGAUGGAGAUUUGUGAUUGGAACAUAAUAUCAGAUUUAAUAAAUUUCCAAGGAAGAGAACAAAGAUGACUGUUUCUUCAAUUUUCCUGAAGAAGAUAAAGCUUUUCUAGAAUAUACUUCCAGAUGAAGUCUCGUGUACCGUGGGAGACAAUAAUGGAAAAUUGUGCGACCCAUUUCAGAAAAUUUUGUUGUUGUCUAUCUCCGCAGUGGUUUAAGAGUGAUCCUUGUUUAAAGUGCUUCUGUAACGGCCCCAGAUUCUGUGGAGAUGAAGAAAGUACAGUUUGAGAAAUUGAAAGGCUCCUCACGAUUAUUCCCUUCCAAUCGAAUUUAAUGUUAGUUUUUUCUUCAUUUUACAUGCUGUGGAGAUUCAGCUGAUUGAUGGAGGCUGAUCUCCGAGCAAAAAUGCCUUAAUGUAACUGAAUGAAGUGAAUAGUAACAUAAUUAUUAUAUCAUUUGUUUUUGAUUUUAUAGAGAUGACAUCUCUAUAUAUUUUUCAUUGUGUAAAAUGUAUUUCAGGGUGUAGAGUUUGGCUGGCAAUUGUAUAGUACUUGUCACAAUGGUUGUAUAGACUGCUCAGGUAGUAGAACUAGUAUACUGCCAUAAACAGAAUUGAGCCUCGAUUAGUUGCGCUAAAGGCUUGGAAUUGCUCAUCGUACCUACCAUUGGUAUGAUUGCAUUUUUGAUACUUUGGCUAUAUAAGGAUUUGGUAAGUUUUAUGCAUAUACAAGGACCAAAUUUACCUUCACAGCUACAAUGUUAUUUUUCAGCAAACCAUGCAGUCAUUGCUUAUAUGACUAACCACUAGCCAAACAAGAAGACAAUAUAGUUUCGUUUCUGUUGCACGACAUGUGGACUUUGUCAUGCUAGCCUUCUUUUUUGCUAAUCAACUUGGAACUUUGACCUUUUUUUUAAUUUUCCAACAUAACAGGUUAUUUGUUCUAAGUCACCUUAUAUCCAGCAUUCAGACCACUAGGAAGACUCCCUAAAUGCAUUAUUAUCUUGAUAAUUUUUUUUUAUCCUUCUGCUUCAUGACACACUCCACAUCUUUGAUCUCUCCAAGUGGAGAUUAGAACAACAGAACAUGUACACUGAAUACCUUCUGCUCGAACUGAAGAAAAUGUCAACAGACUACUUGUACUAGGCUACUGCUCACGAUGCUCCAUGCAUUGCAUUAUAGAUGUCUCCAGAAGAGUUCCUUUUUUGUGUAUAAAACAUUGCUGGUCAUGUUCAUUCUCAUCAUAAAUUAGGCAAGUUUCUUAUCCUUCCUCUUUGUUUAGAGAAAUGAUUACCUGAAAUGCUCACAAAUAGUGAACACCUCGACUCAAUUAUGUUAGUCUUGGUAGAUUUAAUUUUGAUAUUUUUUCUUGUAUAGGGACACAAUGAUGCACACGGUUAAAUACAUGCCUUUUCUAAGUAACGGAAGUAUUUACGCGUGUGAAGAGAACGGAUCCUUCUCAUCCAGUAAAGUUCCGAGGUGAGUUAUGAUUUGAAGCAGUUUGGGCAGGACUGGACCUCAGCAUCGAUUCUUAUAUCUGGCUCUCGGAAGACGCCUGUGGGGAGGAGGGAAUUGCCAAGAAUUUUCAAGAUUAUUCUGAGACACAUUUGAUUUUUUUUUUUCUUCUUUUUCUUUUUUCUUUUUUUUUUUCCUUGACAUUCUUUUAAUCUCUUCGGUGUUUUGAUUUUUUUUCUUCUUCCUUUUUUUUUUUUUUUCCUCUCAGAUAGUUUAUAUCUAAGUUAAAAAAAAGAGCAUAUAUAUAUGGCCUUGGAGGUGAAGCACAUGAAUAUAGCACUUGAUAAAACAUACAAAGAACUUGUCCAGAAAUUACUUUUAAAUCUUUUAAUGACUACUGAACAGCUGAAAGACCAGUUACGUCGUCUUGAAUCUGAUCAGAUAACCUUUGACCAUGUUAUUCUGAAGCUAAAGAACUGCGUGUCAUUACAGAAUGUAUUGAUAUUGGCCGUGAUAUCAGACCGUACAGCAUAAUGCUGAAAUUAGCAAUUUUCACUACUGUAUGGGCAAAGCUUGAUGUAAAUAGAUUAGAUAUUUUGUAAUCAAAACUAGAGGUAAAGUGUGUUGGCAUAUAUGUUUGUGCGUAUGCUUAAGUGUCUGUGAAUGUUUAUAAGAUAAGAUGUUUAUUAAGAGAAUUAAUGUGAGUGAAGAUGAUUAUCUGUUAUUGUGAAAGAUGUGUGUAAGUGUAUGUUAUUGUGAAGUGAAUGUUGAUUUGCGAGAGUGAAAAUGUGGAAUAUUAGUUUGUAAGUUGGAUGAACUAGGGAAAUAUUAGGUUUAUGAAUUAUGAGGUCACUGGAUGAGUUAGUAAAGAAGAAAUAGCAAGUAGGGGGAGGUAGGGUAUAGGAGAAGAGAUAAAAGGGAUAGGAAAGGGAAGAGAAAAGAAUUUGAAUUAACAAACAUAAAGAGAAAUAAGGAGAAAGAAAUAGGGUAAGGGCUAUAUCAAGGGAGAGAAAAGGAGACACACAGGAAGAAGGGCUGUAAGAGAAAGAGGGAAUUAGAAAAGGAUGAAGGAGGGAGUGAUAGGUAUGGGGAAAGAAAGUCUAGUUGAUGAAAUAAAAAGAAAAAAAAGGAUGACAGACAAAAAUAGUAACUGGGGAGAGGGUGAUAGUGAACAGAGAGGUGUAAAAUGCAUGAGUGAGCAAGAGAGAGUGAAAGCGAGACAGAGGGAAAAGGUGACAGAGAAAAUUAUAGGUGUGUGUGUAUGCAUAUAUGUAUAAGGUUUGAACUUGUGAUUCAGAUAACAGAAGUGUAAUGUUUGGGACGGGUAGAUGGUAGUGCAGGUUUUAUAAGAAGGCUCCAACAAGCAUAGGCAUGGUUUCCUUCGUCUUAGUAGUCCGGUGGUCUCCUUAACUUUUUCUGCUGUCAUAGUUAAGUAGUGUCGGUAACUCGAUAGAAAAGUUUAUUUUACUCCAGUGAUUCCAUGGCCGAAGGUUGUAAAUAACGGUUGUCACUCGUCUUUGGUCUCCCCUUCCCAGACACCCCCCCCCCCCCCCUCUGAAAAGGAGUUCUUCGCUCCAGACGGCCCUCUUUUUCUACUCUUCCCGUUUCUACUUUCUUUAACUGGGCUUCGUAUGCACACAGCUAUUUAUGACAGACCUCACUGAUAUUGCCAUUUAAGAUUCAUUGUAGAGGGCAGGAUUCAGUGCAUGUUGUCGCAAAAGGAAGUUGUUUGGUGAGCAUGAGAGAGUGCGUGCAUCUGGGUGUGUAUGUGUCAGUGUGUCAGUGUGACUGUGUGAGUGAGAGUGUGUGUGAAUGAGAAUGUGUGUGUGUGUGUGUGAGUGAGAGAGUGUGUGUGUGUGUGAGUGAGAGUGUGUGUGUGUGAGUGAGAGUGUGUGUGCGUGAGUGAGAGUGUGUGUGUAUGAUUGAGAGAGUGUGUGUGUGAGUGAGAGUGUGUGUGUGAGUGAGAGUGUGUGUGAGUGAGAGUGUGUGUGUGAGUGAGAGUGUGUGUGUGUGAGAGAGUGUGUGUGUGUGAGUGAGAGUGUGUGUGUGUGUGUGUUGUGUGUGAGUGAGUGAGUGAGUGAGUGAGUGAGUGAGUGAGUGAGUGAGUGAAUGUAUGAGAAAGAGAGUGCAAGUUAAGAGAGAGUGUACGAGUGGGUGAGAGAAAAAAAGUGUGAGAGAGAGAGAGAGAGAGAGAGAGAGAGAGAGAGAGAGAGAGAGAGAGAGAGAGAGAGAGAGAGAGAGAGAGAGAGAGAGAGAAUGAAUGAAUGAAUGCAAAAGUGUGAUAGAAUGAGAGUUCAGGAGUGUGAGAAAGUGAGAGAGUAAGAGAAAGAGAGUUUGAGAGAGAGAGAAAUUGCAAGAAAGAAAGAUACUCUGUUUCAUAUGUAUCUUGGUUAGCACAGAAGUUGCCCCCCCCCUAACUGCUGACCAUCCAGGAAGUUUCCUUCUACAGGUGUACCAUACUGAUAGUGGUCUCUAACUUGUUCUUGUAGUUCUUCGUGGGUGUGAUUCAGAAAGGUCUCGAACAAGAUGGACAGGAAAUGGGCAUUAACCACAUUGGUUGAAAGAAAGAUAAUUUUUUUUUUCUCCUUUUUUUUUUUCUCUCUCCUUUUUCUCGACACUUUCAACAACAGUCAGUAAACACUUUAUUGCCCAGUCUUGGCUUUUUUACCAGAGAAGCUAUUUUGAACACACCCAGUCUCUGCUUUUAACUAACUUGCAGCAGCAGCAUUGGUGAGUUGUGUUGACUACCACAUUCCCAUGGGGUCACGAUGCUAAUUUAUGUAGUCCAUCGCCCAUGGAGUCAUAUUCUGGUGUAACGUAGCGACAAGACUACGAUGCCACAUCUCUUAUCAUGUUGUUUUCCUACUUUGCAUGGAUCCAAUUUCACAUGUGUAUCAUUGUAUAGGUCCAGAGUAUUUUAUUACCCUACUCAGAUGUACUGUAUAUUACACUAAAGGUGCAAUGAUUUGAUAUAUGUUGUAGUUUUGUAUAUAUAUUCUAUAUAUUAGUGAUAUUAAUCAAAGAAAUUGGCUGUCAUCAUGGCGUCUGAUGCAAGACAGAUUAAAAAAACUGUUAGUGAGAAAUUUUGAAGAAAACGGAAAUGUGAUUUAUUCUUUUAGUUGAAAUAAAAUUUUGUACACCGCUGUGUUGCCCAAAAUUAUGUAUAAUAAUAAAGGCUGAUGAAUGUGGAA